Molecule: messenger RNA, 1209 nt
Organism: Penicillium macrosclerotiorum
Lineage: Eukaryota; Fungi; Ascomycota; Eurotiomycetes; Eurotiales; Aspergillaceae
Product: TLC domain-containing protein
Exons: 2
Coding region: 1-1209 (402 amino acids)
Biological process (GO): lipid homeostasis
Cellular component (GO): membrane; endoplasmic reticulum
Source: RefSeq, a predicted model, not a curated record
AUGCUCGACCCUCUGGGACCCCCUCCCGCCUGGCUACAGGACUUUAUCAAGCCCUAUGCCCUCAAAUUCAACAGUCCGACUCUCACUGAACAUAUUCAUGAAGUCAUUGGCGCCUUCAUCUUUUACCAGUUCAUCCACUCGGUCAUUUCCCCGUGGCUGUCGCCGAUCUUGUUUCCCCGCUCCUAUCCCGCUCUCAGUGCCCGCACCAAGCUGAACUGGGAUAUCCAUGUGGUAUCUUUGAUCCAGAGUGUUCUCAUAAAUGUCCUCGCACUAUGGGUCAUGUUCGUUGAUAAAGAGCGAAGCUCGAUGUCGUCCGGCGAGCGCGUAUUCGGGUACACCGGCGGCUGCGGCUUAAUUCAAGCCUUGGCUGUCGGGUACUUUAUUUAUGAUCUGAUUGUGAGCGCGGUCCAUCUGCAGAUGUUUGGCAUCGGCAUGCUCUUCCAUGCAGUCAGUGCGCUGUGGGUAUUCAGUCUGGGCUUCAGACCCUUCCUCAACUACUAUGCGCCGGUUUUCAUUCUCUACGAGCUCUCUAGCCCCUUCCUCAAUAUUCACUGGUUCCUUGACAAAGUCAACAUGACCGGCAGCCGCGCCCAGUGGUAUAACGGCAUGGCCCUCCUCUCGGUCUUUUUCUGCUGCCGCCUUGUUUGGGGAACUUGGCAAACCGUGGUAGUUUACAGGGAUAUGUGGUUUGCUCUGCAGCAAACGUGGUCCGCGUCUUCAUCUCCUCUGCAGGGUCCCGUUGACAUUAGCGCGAAUGUCUUCCAAAUUCGCGACGGAGGCAUGUGCAUCGACGAGGCCUGCGCACGUGCGAAUGCUGAGAUCGCUCUCUUCAAGGACCACACCGCCGCCGGUGUUCCUACCUGGUUGAUCGCGACCUAUGUCGCCUCAAACCUGAUCCUGAAUUUCCUGAACUAUUUCUGGUUCUCCAAAAUGGUCGAGACCGUUCUCAAGCGCUUCCGUGGUCCUGCGGCCGGUUCCGGAGCCAGUGACAAGAAGACUGAUGAGAAAGCAGAAAACCUUGAAGAGAUUGCCCAAGAGAUUAUUCUGGAGGCUGCUGCCAAACUGGAGCAGGAGGAGAGUGCCGUCUUGCGUGGCGAGCUCCCGCUAACAUCGGAGCAGAUCUCUUCGGCGAUUGAUGGCAACAUUGGCGAGGAACUACGCCGGCGGAGAGCGGAGUUGAUAUCUAAGGUGCCUCUGCCUAGUGCAUGA